Molecule: messenger RNA, 2901 nt
Organism: Lampris incognitus (smalleye Pacific opah)
Lineage: Eukaryota; Metazoa; Chordata; Actinopteri; Lampriformes; Lampridae
Gene: tmem243b
Product: transmembrane protein 243, mitochondrial b
Exons: 5
Coding region: 346-699 (117 amino acids)
Source: RefSeq, a predicted model, not a curated record
GCCGUCGAGUCACAACUUGUGUCCGGUGGCCACAGCGGCGUACUCCGUGAGGGGGUAAAUCCAGAGGAUCAUCUCGGGUGCGUCACUUCUAACAUUUGGCGGAAGGCUGCCCAGUACACCCCCCUCUCCCAUACCCUCCGACGUUUCGGUAAGGAAACUAGCCUAUGAGGCCAGCUGGCUCUUCCCCAUCAUAAUGCCCCCAUCAAUUUACUGGCAUUCAUAGCUUCCGUGUCGGAGGAAGGUAGCUAGGUGCUAGCAUGCAGCAGUUGGCCCACACAUCCAUGAGGUAAAGGCUGCUAAGAGGAGAGGUUGGUGCCGUCUGUCUGUCUGUGUACCAGGCUGGUCAUGGAUGACUUCACCACCAGGACCUAUGGCACCAGCGGGCUGGACAACAGACCUCUGUUUGGGGAGACCUCGGCACGGGAUCGAAUCAUUAACCUUGCCGUGGGAGGAUUCACCUCUCUGGUUGUCCUAUUCACCGUGAUCAGCUCAUUUGUCUUCCCCUCGAUGCCUCCACGACCGCUCAAUGUCUUCUUUGCCGUGUGUGUCCUGCUGAUCUGUGGUUCGACAAUUGUGCUGAUAUUUUGGUACCGGCAGGGUGAUCUGGAGCCAAAGUUCAGGAAGCUGAUCUACUACAUGCUGGCAUCCAUUGUGCUGUUGUGUCUAUGUGCCAAUCUCUACUUCCAUGAUGUCACGUAAAGGGAGCCAAGAAGAGAGGACAUGGCUUGACUGUCUCGCGCACUCACACACACACACACGGUAGAAAAAGAAAAAUUCAACAUGGAAGGAAGAACAGGAAGGCGGAAACGACAGAUUGAAUCUCAGCUCUCACUGGGGACCCUACUCGACAUAAGACACAAAGACACACUAUGAAAAUUCCUGACACUGGGACCAAAAAGACACACUAAAACUGAACGGAUUUCUGUCCAGAACAACAACACAGCCAGCUAAGGAUUCACAGCCUGUGCACCAGUGGGGUCGAACUAAUGGAUUUGGUGGUACCACGUGGCACCGUCAUAAAAAGAAAAUCUACGCUAUCAUGGUAUGCGAGGCCACUGGACAGACUGCCAAACGAGGUUAAAAUCGAACAAGUGUUUACACACUCACACACAUAUGUUCUGAUGUUAUUCAGGAUAUUUCGGUGUGUUGGGCUCGAGUGUGUGAAAAGCCAUCGCCCUUUUCCAGCGGCCUGAUUAUGAGAAACCUGAAUCCGAGUGGGGAAGUGCCCACUUUUGGUAGGACAGUGAGGCAUGUGUGCACCACAUCAUGUUUACUGUUGUUGUUUUUGCGAUGGAUGAAAGUGCUGUUUACCAUGUUAACAUUGGCAGUGCUGUUUUGUUCAUGUAGACGGGGACGUUUUAUGGUCAUGUUGUGAAGAAUGCGUAUCGGCAGUCGAUCCCGAGUAAGACCGUCACUGGUAGGAGCUGGUAGAGCGCCGUGUACAUCGUGAUAUGUGCAGGGAGGGGCUUCCACCAUCUCCCUGGUCCCCCCCCCCCCUCAGUACUGUAGACCACAACGUAUACUAGCUCACACCCUCACUGCACAAGCAGCCGCAGGGUCUAGUGACAAAUAUAUAUGCAAUAUUUUCUUUGUCUCUUUUCACCACCUGUUUUUUUUUUUUUUUUUUUCUCGUUCGGCUGUUCUGUUCGAUGCAUCCAGAUUUGAUUUGAUUUUUUUUUUCUUAAUUUGAAAUCUAGUGAAACCAAGAGGAUUUUUAUACCCGUCCAAGUUAUUUUAACAUGGAAUUCUUGUUGACUGCCAACGCUUGCACUCGGUGGAGCUGAAUCUCGUUUCAUCGAGGCUGUACUCACACACACACACACACACACACACACACACACACACACAAAGAGGUUAACUGUAGCACUGCAGAACUUGAAGCACCGUUCGGAGUGAACGGGAGUUCUCUAGGUGGCUUUUGCACCGAGGCUUCACCACACAGGAGCUCUUCAUGUGGAUCCUUCUAGGUCGCUGUAUCAUAUUGAUGUCUGUGAUCUGAACUUUGCACCUGUCCUUCCAUUUACCUUUCCCAAUCUACUUCCUAGCUUUAAGCAGCUUUCUGAUCCAGGUUCUUGAUUCUGGUUUGUCCUGGCAUCAGGAAGGAGACUGACAGGAAUCUGACAGGACCGGCCUGUUUAGAUGAGUGGUUUUAACUGUUCGCAAGUUAGCAAAUCACUUUAAGGAGUCACAAUACAGCCACAGUUCACCAGCGAUAGAGACCGGGUAGGGCUGGGCCUACUUUCCCAGAAUCACCUCAGCACUGAUACCGGACGAGCUCCUUCUGACAACCCGGGUUAGGUUUCAUCAGUUUUAUCAACUCUUCCUGUUUUGAAAAUCAUGCCAAUUCAGUACAGGACUGGCAGCAUGUGUGUUGCAGGACUAGAGAUGGAUCUCGGCGAUCCAGUGGCGUGUCAACACAGUAAGGCCCAGCGGGGUGUUUGAAGGCCAGGACCAGCAUGACAGGGUUAUCUCCAAAUCACAGCAGUCGUUCGUUCUUUUAAAAAUGAAAUCCAGAUGACGAAUCAUCUGUUUCGACGGAAUAGAUACAAACCUCGGUGCUCGGUACCGCCCAGGAAAACGAGUCCUGCCUUCCAUGAAAAGAUGAAUAACCUCGCCACGACCUUAGGAUUGUCAAAGCCAAGUGUUGCUUUUUUUAUUUAAUAUUUCAUGAAAUAAACAAUCUUACAUGUAGCUGCCACCUCCCUAUUUUCUUAUCUGAGGGAAGCAAGGCACGGGACAAAACCCUUAAUAGAUAUGUAACCUACGACCAGCAAUAUUACCCAGUAAUCAUGAACACAUGAAAGCAGUUAUUGUGACCGUAUGUAAGCUCCGGUUGGGAUUUAAAAUGGGUCAUGUUGAUCUGGGUCCCUUCAUAAUAAAAGUACCACUGGGUUUACAUUA